Molecule: messenger RNA, 354 nt
Organism: Nerophis lumbriciformis (worm pipefish)
Lineage: Eukaryota; Metazoa; Chordata; Actinopteri; Syngnathiformes; Syngnathidae
Source: RefSeq, a predicted model, not a curated record
AUGGUGGCUGCUAAGAAGACGAAAAAGUCGAUGGAGUCCAUCAACUCCCGACUCCAGCUUGUGAUGAAGAGUGGCAAGUACGUGCUAGGCUACAAGCAGUCACAGAAGAUGAUCCGACAGGGCAAAGCCAAGCUGGUCAUUUUGGCCAACAACUGCCCGGCUCUCAGGAAGUCCGAGAUCGAGUACUACGCCAUGCUGGCUAAGACCGGUGUGCACCACUACAGCGGCAACAAUAUCGAGCUCGGCACCGCCUGCGGCAAAUACUACCGCGUCUGCACGCUGGCCAUCAUUGACCCCGGCGAUUCUGACAUCAUCAGGAGCAUGCCCGAUCAGCAGCAGCAGCAGGCUCAGUAG